AACUGUUAGAAAAUUAGAUUAAAUGGAUCCUGUUGUUAAAUGUGAAACUGGAUACAGAGAUAUAGGAGUAACACAGAUUUUAUUUUCCAACUAUUCAGUGGGUGAAUCACUCUCCAGGUUCUGGACCUCCAGCAUCUAAAAAGUCAGGUUCCUGACCUCUGCAGGCCCCUGCUUGAAGAUACAUCCCUCAACCCAUCCACCACAUAUAGCCAUGUAUUUACAACCUGUCAUCACUCAAAAUACAUAAAAUCCUAAUUAUUCCUUUUAAAUUUCCAGUCAGCUGCACAUGAAGUUUAUUCUUACCAAAGUAUGACUUCAUCUUCGCACAAAUUGGACACUAGAGGACCUCAUGUCUGUAGGGACAGAGAUGACACAGCAGAUCUCGAUGGCCAACAGCACAGUCUGGGAGCAUAAAAAGAGCAGCACAGAGAUUAAACAUCUACUUUUGGGUGGGGAUCGAGGAUGAAUUUCAUUAGGCACCUUCAGAGCCUGGUGGGCAUUUUGCACAUAUGUUGUCUUUCAAAAUAAUCACAUUAUAUUCAAGUCUUUAAUAUUUUCACAUCUGACUAUAUUUUUUUCUGAAAUCUGUCAUUGAUUGUAUAGUUUGAUCCUUGUUAUUGCUGAUUUGAUCAAAGCUGGGUGCAUGAAGAUUUAAAAGCACAGAGAUGCUGUGAUGUGUGCCUCACCUUCUAUUCCAGAGUCAAAAUAUUUGUGAUGUUUCUUGCCAAAAAGAGGAGUAAAUGUAAAAAGAAUAACUGUAUUUUUGUGUGUUUUUGUCGAGUGCCUAAUAUGGAAAACACAUCUACUGAAAUGAUUUUUUUCCUCAGUGGUUUGAAUGACACAAGACAAAACAAACUGAUUUAUUUUUUCUGUUCCUUCUUCAUCUACUUGUUCACAAUUUUUGUGAAUUUGACUCUGGUUGUGACUGUCAUGUUUAACAGAGUUCUGCAUGAGCCCAUGUACAUCUUCCUGUGUAAUCUGUGUGUCAAUGGGAUUUAUGGUGCUACAAGUUUCUACCCCAAAUUUCUACUGGACCUCUUAUCAGAAUCUCACAUUAUCUCAUACAGCGCUUGUGUAACUCAGAUAUUCUUAGUCCAUUCGUAUAUGUUAUGUGAACUGUCCAAUCUAACAGUAAUGGCUUAUGACAGGUAUGUUGCGAUAUGUAAACCACUGUGGUAUCACCCUAUUAUGACCCCGGGGAAGGUGGGGAAAUUGCUGCUGGCACCCUGGCUGUUAUCCUUUAUGGAGAUUUUAAUUGGAGUUCUUCUAAUAGUCAGGCUGACUUUGUGUGGAUCUAAGAUAAACAAGCUUUAUUGCACAAACUGGGAUGUGGUGAAGCUCUCUUGUACAGACACCAGUAUGAAUAAUUUCUAUGGAUAUGGAAUACUAAUUACUCAUUUAACCCAAGCACUGCUGAUUGUAAUCUCCUACUUCCACAUCAUCAGGAUAUGUGUGCGAUCAAAAGCAGAACAGAACAAGUUCAUGGAGACCUGCCUGCCCCAUCUGAUCACUCUGGGCAGCUUCACUCUUUCUGUUGUAUUUGAUGUCUUGUACGCACGCUAUGGAACAAGCAGCAGCAUGCAGGGUCUCCGUAGCUUCUUCUCCAUAGAGUAUCUGAUCAUACCUCCCCUGCUGAACCCCCUCAUUUACGGUCUGAAGCUGAAGCAGAUUCGUCUGAGUGUCUGGAGGCUGCUCAGCAGGAAAGUCAGUGUGCUGACAUAGAUUCCAGAAUGUUCUUCCUCUCAAUGGUUUGUUUGAGUAACCUUUUAUGUGUAACCAUGACAAUUUCAAAAUG
Paramormyrops kingsleyae is the source of this 1795-nucleotide messenger RNA. RefSeq names its product olfactory receptor 8A1-like. Gene Ontology annotation, biological process: G protein-coupled receptor signaling pathway; detection of chemical stimulus involved in sensory perception of smell. Gene Ontology annotation, molecular function: G protein-coupled receptor activity; olfactory receptor activity; odorant binding. The record is from RefSeq and is a predicted model, not a curated record. Lineage: Eukaryota; Metazoa; Chordata; Actinopteri; Osteoglossiformes; Mormyridae. Gene Ontology annotation, cellular component: membrane.